Molecule: messenger RNA, 1508 nt
Organism: Phytophthora nicotianae INRA-310
Lineage: Eukaryota; Oomycota; Peronosporomycetes; Peronosporales; Peronosporaceae
Exons: 1
Coding region: 280-1356 (358 amino acids)
Biological process (GO): methylation
Molecular function (GO): methyltransferase activity
Source: RefSeq, a predicted model, not a curated record
AGCGAUCUUUUGCCGCGCGGGAAUGCACCAAGCAACGCGGUUGAAGCGUGCAAAUAUCUACCUGACACUUGCAGACUCCAACAUUGCAGGAGCCCCGCUCAUAUUCGAAAGCCGCCGCCGCAACGCCCCUCGCGGCGUUUCUCCCCCCGCCGGGAGCAUGGCGUGCGAGGCGCCGGCUGCUUGCCCAGUGGCGCCAUCUCCGCUGUCCCUCCACUCAGCGCUAGAGACGGGUGGACAGCCUCAACGUGAUCCCGCUCACCGACUGAUGCGGCGUCAAGGAUGCCCAGUUUAUCCGAUGCAGCCUGGUCUCUCGGCGGCCAGCAGCUCAGGCGCAUCGCCUCAGGUUGGCGUUGUCAUUUUCAUUUCUCGUCUUGCCUCCGACCGCGCGUAACCAUUCCAAUGGAGCGCACUGCCAACAGCUCCACUUUCGUUUUGGAACCCAUCGACGCCCCGCCUUCCUCUCCUGCUUCUAGCAAAAUGCAGAGCGAGGACUUUGCCCAAUUCACCAGCUUCGUGGACGCCUGUUUGCGUGCCAUCGAAAACACCCGUGAGGAUCGGCUGAUUCACGACCCGUUCGCUGAGCCGUUGACACGCGGAGUCGCGCCGCAGUUGACACCACGUCUCAACAAGUGGCAGGAGAAGCAGCCCCACCCGGAGAACUACAUCGCCGUACGCGGUCGAUAUUUGGACGACGCCAUCGCGCAGCGAAAUCCUACUAUCCGUCAGGUGGUUUUCCUCGGUGCUGGUCUCGACACCCGCGUGUUCCGACUGGAAUCUUUACACGGAUGCCACGUACUAGAACUCGAUCAGAGCGCCGAGCUUUUUGAGCACAAGCGAACGGUAUUAAAGGACCUGGAUCCCAAACUCCUUGUAGACCGUCACGACUACGUCGUCGCGGACCUCAACGCCUUCAACUGGGAAGAGGGUCUUCUGUCCAGUGGCUUUAACCCGGACCUCCCGACCUUCUGGGCAUUAGAAGGGAUCAUGAUGUACCUGACCCAGGCCAGCAACCUCGCGCUGCUCAAGACCAUUGACGUCUUAUCAGCGCCGGGCAGUGAAGUGUGGGGCGACAUGGCUGGGCGUGGAUUGCUGGUGGACGACGGCCUAACUUUAUUCAAGGACGUGAACGACCUGUACCGGAAGGAGCUGGGCGAACAGCUCUUUAAACACGCUGAAGACGAUGUAUUCGAGGGCGUGUUCAGUGAACUGCCCUGGGAGAUGGAGGUGCAAGGAGCACUAGUGGAGCCAGGAACGCACUUUGGACGCGAGUGGAUGCCCACGCUUACCAAAACGGAGAAGAUCCCUGUGACGUUUAACUUUGUGUUAGCCAAGAAGCCACUGGCUGAUCUGCCAUAGCCAACAAACUAUCUAAAUGCGAAAGAAGCAUAUUAAUGUAUUACUAGAAGAGCUGAAGUUGCACUAAGAGGGCACUUGUUGGUACAUGUUCAUCUUGGUGAUGGCGGUGGUACAUGUAGAACACUUCCGUUACACAGAGUACUGCUAUUCUG